UCUCAUCCCUGCUGCUCAGAGUCAGGGGGCGCAGUGAUGUUGGUUGGGGAUGGGAGGGAACCGUAUUACGGUUUGCUCAAAAGUUUCGAUAUCUUUGGCGAGGUUGUUUCAACUCGGGAACUGCAAAAGAAGUGAUUCAAGAUUUGCAACUCCCUCCUCCUCGACAUACGUGAGUUCCUUAAUACGACUAUCAGGGGCUCCAAGGGUUAGGGUCCAUUGCUUCCUCAACUUAAGGCUUGAGCUCUAAUUAAUCACCUUCCCGAACCCACAUCCACCUCCUGCCGCUUGAACUCCAACACGACUCCCACCAUGCCGCUCGUAGACCCAAUAACGAUGUCCUCAUCACUCGUCAAGGGCGCCGCCGCUCAAGCGCAAGCGACAUCCUCCAAAGCCGCGACCGUCACGUCGCCCUCGAGCACGCCGCUGCACCCGGUCCAAACCAAGCAAACCCCGCUGGCGCAAACCGCGCGCCAUGCGCUCCCCGCGCUGCUCGCAGGCCUAUUUCUCGUGCGCUUCGGAGCACUCGUCUCCGAUCCCGUCUCAGCAAUGACCACCGCCUUGCCCGUGACCGCUGCCCUGCAGAUGAGCUACGCGGUCCUCUGCCUGCCCGCCGCCGGAUCGCAGGGCGCAAAGCCCGCACGGAAACCGCGACCGGGCGAGAAGAAGCGCAUUGGGGCCGAGGCGACGGGGCCCAAUGCCUUUGCCACAUCCCUCCUCUCGCUCCUCCUCUCCCUGCUGGUCACGCCCUUCCUGCACGCCGCGCUCGUCCUCUUCGGCGCACCCUUCCUCACCCACGGCGCGCACACCCUGCUCUGCGCGGCGCACCUCUCCCUGCUGGCGCUCUUCCCGCUGUUCUACGUCCACGGCGUCGACGCGGCCGCCUGGGCGGCUGUCGGCGGCUUCAGCGCGCCGUUCGACGAGACCUUUGGCGGUCUCGUGGGUGGCGCGGUCGGCGCCUGGCUCGGCGCGGUGCCCAUCCCGCUCGACUGGGACCGCGAGUGGCAGAAGUGGCCCGUCACGAUCCUCUGCGGGCUGUACGGCGGGUAUGUGCUUGGCAGGGUGCUGGGGGGUACGCUGCUUUGGGGGAAGAAGUUCUGAAAGGAGUAGUAGGAGGUGUGGUGGUGGUGAUGUAAGAUCACAGGCCGCACUUUGUGGUCGGAAAUAAAAAUGCGAUAAUACCCUUAUUACAAGCUCCUGGAGAGGGAUGGCUCCAAGUAUGGGAGAGAGCACUUAUAGUACCUGUAGAUAAUCUAACCGGACAGUGACCUAAUAGAAUAGACACCCUGGGGUCAGCUUCACAUUACGUUCGCCAAUGGAUAACUUACCUACCUGGUACCUGGUAGUC
Messenger RNA from Chaetomium strumarium, 1345 nucleotides. RefSeq names its product GPI biosynthesis protein family Pig-F-domain-containing protein. The coding region runs from base 310 to 1098 and encodes 262 amino acids. Gene Ontology annotation, cellular component: endoplasmic reticulum membrane. Lineage: Eukaryota; Fungi; Ascomycota; Sordariomycetes; Sordariales; Chaetomiaceae. The record is from RefSeq and is a predicted model, not a curated record. Gene Ontology annotation, biological process: GPI anchor biosynthetic process. The transcript has 2 exons.